This is a messenger RNA of Histoplasma mississippiense, 705 nucleotides long. RefSeq names its product superoxide dismutase, mitochondrial precursor. The record is from RefSeq and is a predicted model, not a curated record. Gene Ontology annotation, molecular function: metal ion binding; superoxide dismutase activity. The transcript is spliced from 4 exons. NCBI's taxonomy places the organism in Eukaryota, Fungi, Ascomycota, Eurotiomycetes, Onygenales, Ajellomycetaceae. Gene Ontology annotation, biological process: superoxide metabolic process. Gene Ontology annotation, cellular component: mitochondrion. The coding region runs from base 1 to 705 and encodes 234 amino acids.
AUGGCUACCUCCGUCUUCCGCUCAACGGUAUGCGGUGCCCUCCGAGCCGGAGCUGUGGCAACUCGAUCAAAUGCCGUGGCCAUGUCGGGAGCUGCAGGAGCACGCCUCAUUUCAACCAAAGCAACCCUCCCAGAUCUCAAAUAUGACUACGGCGCCCUCGAGCCAUCCAUCUCCGGGAAGAUCAUGGAGCUCCACCACAAAAAACACCAUCAAACUUACGUAAACUCCUACAACGACGCAGUCGAGAAACUAGCCGCGGCACAAGAAAAAGUAGAUAUCCAGUCCCAGGUGGCACUGCAGGCUCUCACCAACUUUCACGGCGGUGGCCAUGUCAACCAUACACUAUUCUGGGAGAACCUGGCCCCAAGGAGCGCUGGAGGCGGUGACCCCCCUUCCGGGGCCCUGGGUACGGCCAUUGAAAAUUCCUUUGGAAGUUAUGACGCAUUCAAGUCGACCUUCAACACGGCGUUGGCGGGGAUCCAGGGCAGUGGCUGGGCUUGGCUGGUUAAGGACAAGCAGACGGGGGAGAUUGCGAUCAAGACCUACGCUAACCAAGACCCUGUCGUCGGCCAAUUUGUCCCCCUGCUCGGCAUUGACGCCUGGGAACAUGCCUACUACCUUCAAUACGAAAACCGCAAAGCAGAAUACUUCUCCGCUGUAUGGGACGUCGUGAACUGGAAGGCUGCUGAGCAGCGAUUUGUUUAA